Molecule: messenger RNA, 1354 nt
Organism: Bombina bombina (fire-bellied toad)
Lineage: Eukaryota; Metazoa; Chordata; Amphibia; Anura; Bombinatoridae
Gene: PSKH2
Product: protein serine kinase H2
Exons: 3
Coding region: 1-1230 (409 amino acids)
Biological process (GO): protein phosphorylation
Molecular function (GO): ATP binding; protein kinase activity
Source: RefSeq, a predicted model, not a curated record
AUGGGGUGCGGAGUAAACAGUAAGGUGCUCCCAGAGCCCAUGGAGCCACCGCUAAAAAGCAAUCCUUACUAUGUGAAGCUGAUCCGUGCUGUGGUUCCAGUUCAGUUCUGUAGUGAACCUGAACAUUGCAAGGGAGAAUUCUGGGGGCUGCAGGAAGAGCCCAAAAGAGACAAAGAGCUUCAAACUAAGAAGAGCCAAGUGGCACGCUAUCGAGCCAAGUUUGACCCCAGAGUAACAGCAAGAUAUGACAUCAAGGCUCUCAUCGGGAGGGGUAGUUUCAGCAGAGUUGUAAGAGUUGAGCACAGAGCCACCCGACAGCCGUUUGCUAUAAAAAUGAUUGAAACAAGAGCCAAAGAGGGGAAAGAAGUAUGUGAGUCUGAACUAAACAUCCUAAGGAGGGUUAGUCAUCAUAACAUCAUUCAGCUUAUUGAGGUUUUUGAAGCUCAUGAUCGAGUUUACAUGGUGAUGGAACUCGCUACCGGUGGAGAGUUAUUUGAUCGAAUCAUUGCUAAAGGAUCAUUUACAGAACGGGAUGCUACCAAGGUACUUCAGAUGGUUUUAGAUGGAAUAAACUAUCUUCAUGGAUUGGGCAUAACACAUAGGGAUCUAAAACCAGAAAACCUUCUUUAUUAUCACCCAGGGGCUGACUCAAAGAUUUUAGUCACUGAUUUUGGUUUGGCAAACUCUGGUAACAAAGAGGGAGACUGGUCUAUGAGGACCAUUUGUGGAACUCCAGAAUACAUUGCCCCUGAAAUUAUUCUGCGAAAACCUUAUAGCAAUGCAGUAGAUAUGUGGGCACUUGGUGUGAUCACAUAUAUACUACUAAGUGGAUCUAUGCCCUUUGAGGAUGAAAAUCGUACAAGACUUUACAGAAUGAUUCUUAAAGGCAAAUACAGUUACUUAGGAGAUCCUUGGCCAAAUGUUUCCAACCUAGCUAAGGACUUUAUAGAUCGCUUGCUAACUGUGGAUUCCACUGAUCGAUUAGCAUCAAGCAAUGCUUUAAAACAUCCAUGGAUUAAAACUAUGGCUGCAUCUUCGUCCAUGAAGAAUCUUCAUAGAUCUAUCUCCCAGAACUUGAAGCGCAGAGUCUCCUCUCGAUGUCACAGUUCCAAAUCAGCAGAGUCAUCAAAGUCAGGAAAUUCAAACAAGUCACGACGCAUAUGGGAAAGAGAAAUUAUGGAACGCAAUUUGCGUUACCAAGCACACGCUGUGAGCAAUGAUGUUUCGUAAAUCACAUUUCAACAUUGUACCUCCAUUAAAAUGUAUGUUAUUGUUCAUACCAAUCAUUUAUUUGUAAAUAGCAUAGUUUUAAGAACUGUAAAUAUUAAAUUGUACCUUGUAUAGAUUUCACAAA